CACUGUUGAAAACAGGGGGGAGUGUUGAUCUAAACACACGCUGCCUGCUCUUAUAUACAAAAUGUAAUCGAAACGUAAACACAAAGGCAAAAUGUGAAAAUUUUAAACGUCCGUGGCCAAACGUUGAGGAUUUUGUCCCAAAGCUAUAAGAAUGACAUCCAUGGAGUAUUUUAAAACCGAAAUUGAACGGUUAAAUAAAGAAUUACAACAGACAAGUUGCGAUAAAAUAAGAGCGGCUGAGUAUGGCUUGGCUGUCUUGGAGGAGAAACAGACUCUUCAGGAACAAUAUGAUGAAUUGGAAACUGUUUUUGAAAAUACAAAACAAGAACUUGAAAACUCAAAAGAGGUGAGAAUAAUGACUGGUAUUUUAUAGCAUAUUUAUAGAGUUUUUGGGACAAUAUUUACAGCCAAAGUAGGCUGUCCAUUUAUAUGAAAAUAUUGCUCUAACAUGUUCAAUUUCUUUACAUUAAAAUAAAAAUACCUUGCUUUUUGCUUUAUAUUAUGCCUUAUAAAACUUUUCGUGUGUUUAUUGUUAUCAAGGGAAAUAUGGCAAUGACUUUUGGGGUUAGAAUAUUUUUAGCUUCUAUAGUUUAUACUUUGUACCAGUUAUUUUUCAUGUCAACAUGUAGUAGCCAUCAAUACUAGCGAUGAUAAAUAAUUUGAAAUCCAUUUAUAAUGAGCGUGUUUUGAAUAGCUUAAUUUCCUUCAAAACGCCGCACUAAGGUGAUUUAGAGUUACUGGUUUGUUUGUGUGAUUUAAAACUUGGUUUGGGGUCUAAAGAUAAUGGCAAUGAAUUGAUGAUUACGGAUGUAUGUUUGUAUGAGGUAAAGAUCAAUGAUUUGACAAAAUCUCUUUUGAAUGGCUAAAAACAUGUGUUGAAAUGUAAUACAUUAAUUAAUGUGUAAACAGUUGGAGAUCGUUGUAAUGGAUUUCAGAGCCGUCAUGAGGGGAAUUUGAUGCUUUAUAUCUAGUAUGGAUGUAUCAAAUUUAUCCUAUUAAUGCUAUUAUAUUCCAAUAGUUCUAGAAUGGAAUUGAAAUAUUGUACCAUUGAAAGAAUAUUUAAAUUAGAAGUUCAAAACUUUUGCAACAUUUUCCAGUUCAAAAUUCACAGAAAUAUUUGAUUCCAGAAAAUUUAAUUCCUUGUAAUACCAGAUAACACAUUUUUUAUCAGUAGUAGCCUGAAUAUAGCAUUUAAAGUAAAUUAAUUGUGUAAACGUUCUCUGGUUAAAAAAGAUUUAUUUAUUAACAAGCUUUCGACUGCCAGUCUGCAGUCUUCGACGGGUAGAUUUAUAAUGUGUAUUAUUAUUACAUUAUAAAUCUACCCGUCGAAGACUGCAGACUGGCAGUCGAAAGCUUGUUAAUAAAUAAAUCUUUUUUAACCAGAGAACGUUUACACAAUUAAUUAUGAAUCCUGGUUUCGCUUCCAACAUUUUUAAAAGCAUUUAAAGUGUUCACAAAUAUAUUCUCAUUGAACUCCUUUGUCAAAUUAGCCCCUGUCCCCUUCUAUUAUAAGUGAAAGCUAUAUUUUGGUUGGACACCAAUAUGGUUGGGUCUGACAAACAAUAAACCUCAGUUUCACUUAGUUCCACUAACUUUUGCCUAAAAUGUUCUGAACCCAGAAGGCUUAUUGUAGUUAUUGCACUCUAUUUGACACCUUAUGAUGUACUUCUAUAUUUUUAGACAGAAGGUGUUCACAUUAACAAGUUAACUUGCAUCUCUCUUGUAGGCAUUAGAGCAACUUAAAUCUGAGCAAUCAAAACGCAAUCGCUUCGGUGAUGUACGUGAAGAAAGCUUGGUGCAGGAAAGCGAAACAAGGGAAGCUGGACUUCUGGCAAAGAUUGUAGAUCUUGAAUCUGACCUGAAAAUUUCAAAGAAAGGAGAACGUCGGGCUGUGAGUGAGGUUGAUAGACUCUCAGCUCAAAAUGGCGGUCUCCUUAAGGAAGUUGAAAAACAACAUGAAGAUUUGAAGAAGGUGAAAGAAAUUCUGUUAAUUAACCUGUUCAUUGUUUCACAUCUCUCUAUAAUUAAUCCAUUAAGCACCAGCGCUCUUCUCUUGAUGAGUAAAAUCAUCUGGCAUUAGACAGAGUAAAGUAACAAAGUAGGGCGCAAUGCAAUUCAAUGGGUUAAUAUGAACAGUAUGAAAUAGUCACUUCUCUAAUAAGAGACAGGACAAAGUGUCUGUCUUAGAGAAGUGAGUAUGGGGCCAUUCACAAAGGAUGUCCGGCCAAAUGAUGGAUUUUCAGACCCCCUCCCCCUCUUGUCCGGCAUUGUCCGAAUUAGUGACCCUCCCCCCGGACAUCCGCCAUGCCUCGCAAAAAACUCAUGCAACCUUGUAUAUAUCAAGAGUAAAAAACUUUUUUUACUUUUAGAACUUUUUAUAACUUUAAAUGUGAACACAAAAACAUAUAAAUUACUAAUUAAAACAAAAUCGAGUGUUAACCGCAUAGUCAAAAUGCCAAUUUCACAAUGGGAAGGACUGCUCAAAAUAGAGGGAAAAAAGAAAUUUGUUUUUGAAUUUUUUUAAAUUUCGGACAUCCGGAUUGCUAAAAAAACCCCCUCCCCCUAUGUCCGAGUUUGUCCUGAUUUUCCAACCCCCCCCCCUUGGCUCGGACAUCCUUUGUGAAUGGCCCCUAUUUAGUUUUUAGUUCUUGCUGAUGUCAUAUUUUAACUCCACUGAAAUAUCUUGCAAUCAUUUCGCUGCAAUUUUCUUCUUCUGAUGGUGUGAAUGUGUGGAUGAGUUAUGAAAGUUCAGACCAGGGUACAUAUACUCAGAACAUUCAUAAUUCAUCUACUUGUUCAGCCGCAUCAGAAGCCAAAAAUCACACUAGACAUCACACCAAAAAUUGCAAGUGUAAACAGGCCAUAAGUGAGCAGUAAGGCAUGUUUAACACACCCUACUCUAUUAUUUUACUCUGUCAAAUACAGUACCAUAUGAUUUUACUCAUCAAGAGGAGAGUGCUAGUGUCCAAUGGGCUAAUUAACCCAUUAAGUGCCAGCGUUCUCCCCUUGACGAGUAAAAUCGUCUGGUGUUAGACAGAGUAAAAUACUAAAGUAGGGUGCAUCAGGGUGCAAUGCGACUCGAUGGGUUAAUGAACUUGCUUGCACCCUACCUUAUUUUUUACUCUGUCCAAUGCCAUAUUAUUUUACUUGUCAAGAGGAGAGCACUGUCCUGUAGGGAGGGGUUGACUAGAGAUGUCCACAAGUAGAGGUGUAUUUAUCUAUUUAUGUAUUUAAUAUUAAGGUCAAAGGAGACUUGCGCGAGUUAAAGACCCGUAAUGCAAGACAUAAUCAAGACUAUUCUGAACUGGAAGAAGAGAACACCAGCCUGCAGUCGCAAUUAUCUGGCUUGAAAUCAAAACUGGUCGAGUAUGAAGCUUUGAAAGUCGAGAAUAACACAUUGCGAGAAGAGAUGGAUGUGAUGAAAGUACAGCUACAGAUGUCUACAGGGAAAGCAGAAGAGCAUGAAAAACAGUUUAAUGAGACUUUGGAUACCUUAAAAGAACAACGCGAACGCAACAGUCAAUUACAGAAAGAAUUACAAGAACGGAACCAACAACCGUGUGCUGAAACUUGGGACAUGGAGAGCAAGGGCCUUUUGAAUGAAGAUAUGUCAGAUGACGAACACCCAUUGGUUAAACAGAUCACAGAGGAGUACCAUCAGGCUACUGUGGAACCGAAGUCUCCCGCACCCGGACUGGUGGAUGAUUUGAUGAAGGAACUACAGUUCUCGGAACUACGAGACCUAGAAGACCAAAUGGCGCAGUUGAAUUCCGAGAAAGCUGCGCUUACAAACGCGCUUGCGCAACGUAAUAAGGAGGUGCUGAAACUCAAAGAAGAGUUCAGUGCAUUCUCGACUAUUCAAGAUUCUCAGAAACUUCGUAAGGAAAUCCAAGGUGGGAAUGCAGCCCCUGCUUCGAACGAUGUUUUUGUUCUAAAUAAUCAAAUUAAAGAACUCGAGGAACUUAAAAAGAUUGUUAAGAACUACCAUCAUAAGGAAUCUAAGGCUCAGAUGGUUAUUAAAAACAUGCAUGUCGAACUAGACGAAGUACGUGGUAAAAAUGCGUCCUUACAAGGCAAGGCCGAAGAGGCGGACUUCUUGUGUAAUAGAGUGAAAGAAUUGGAAGAAAAGAUUUUGAAUUUGAAAACUAAGGAAGAAGAAUCGGAUCAGACUAUCAGAACACUUCGAGAAGAUGUUCAAUCUAUGACGUCACUUGCGGGCGAGGCUAAAGGGAGCCUAACCUGCACACAGGAUGAGUUGAAGUUGGUUAGUGAAGAUUUAGCAAAGUUGUAUCAACAGGUGUGUAUGGCAAACGGCGAUACCCCGAACCAGCUUGUGUUGGAACACCUUAAGACGCUUUCACCUCGAUACAAAUCAACUAAACCAAUCAAUGGCUCUCCGAUUAUGAACGGAGACAUCCGAAAUAUGUCCGACGACGAAAAAACUGUCACCGUCAAAAAUGGCGACGACCGAAAAGACGACGAACACCCCGAGGAGCCGGGUGAUCCGCUGGCCUGUUACAAACUUAUCACCGCCGUCCGCGAUCAGGUCCGUUUCCUAAGAAAAGCUGUCGAGAAGACCGUGGAUAUCUCGCGCGAACGUCGCGAGGAGCCCACGCGUCCCGCGGGAAGCGAACACGAAGUAGAUGACCUCACACCCGCGGACGGGGGGUCACUUCAAGACCAAGUCUUAAAGCUCCAACGGCUUGCUGCGACAAAACGGGAACAAAUUACAACCCUGCGUACUGUACUCAAAGCAAAUAAAUCCACAUACGAAGUAGCUUUAGCGAACUUGAAAAGUCGUUACGAAAGCGAUAAAGCACUUCAAAACGAGGUCAUCACGAAGCUUAAACGCAAUUUGAAAUCGAUGCAAGCCGAAUCGGCGACAUUUCAGUCGCUACGCAGCAUGUUCGCGCAGAGAUGCGAGGAUUAUGUAGCGCAAGUUGACGACCUCCAGCGACGACUUACGGCCGCAGAGGAUGAAAAGAAGACAUUAAAUCAUUUACUGAGACAAGCAAUUCAUCAGAAAAUCGCACUCACGCAAAGAUUAGAAGAAUUCGAGUUGGCGCGAGAAAGAUUACGCGCGUACACGCGACGAAACUUUAAACAAGUGCAGUCGAAGCCGAGCACGCGUGUAUAGAAACCGUACCUUGCUAGAGGGUUUUUAGUAAUGGGGAACUUUAGAUGUCGGUAGCUGUUAGCUAAAAUUCUAGCCAUGUAUCAGCUGUGAGUAAGAUAGUGUUUCCUCUUUUGUCAUCUAUCACAAAAGAUCUAGACAUUUUGCCAGUGAAGUAUACGGAGACAUGUGUGUAGUCUGGUGACUAAUUUCAAACCCUUUUUGCUCUGCGUUUUAUAUAUCUAAGAAUAAGAUAAAUUAUUAUAUACACUAUAAUAUAGACUGUAUAGUAUAUAUUGCCCAAAGACAGCUUUUUAAUGUUUUUAUAAACAUAUAUAGUGAAAGUAUAAUGCAUAUAGAAUGAAAUAUACUACGACAAAACAUGAAACAGGGUUGUUGUGUAAUAUAACAUUACUACAACAGUAAUAACAAGUCGUGCAAAUGCUAGAAACGAAAGUUUAUCAAAAGUUUAAAGUCCAAAGGUUUGAGUGUCAAAUUAUCAAUUCCAUUCAAUGUCAAGUUUAAAUGUUCUAAUUUCCAUCGGCUUCAAUGUAAUCUCAAAAUCAUCGGUCGGGACCAGAAUUUUGUUUCGUCGCUUAGCUCGUUUCCAUUCCACUGUAUGUUGGCGCUGACUCUUCACCAGGUUUGCACUGAGGUUGAGUUCAGUGACGGCCAAGAUGGUGAAAUCUUGAAACAAACCUUUCAAUUGAACUGUGACAGCUUUUGAAAGUUCAACAUCUUCACCCACAGCAAACUGAUGUUCUAGACGUAGCAACACAGACUUGUCGAAACUUUCUAAUGUUAACAGAUGAACAUUUGCUGGUAAUGACCGAUUCAAGGCUUGGUAACUAGCUUGGUCAUUACUACCUGCUGAGAAAGCUAGCGAAGGACGUAACAUUUCUUCCUCGCCAACAGCGCGAUGUAAUUUUGCCGACGAUUUUGCUUCUUCAACUAGAAGUAAAAGUUUCCCUCGGACAAUAAGACCUCGUCCGUUAAUUCCUGGUUCAUUCAAGGCUUCAUUAACACCUCUUCCAUCAUCGUGGAGUAACCUACGAUGUACCAUGAACUCCAAGGAACCAUCUUUUAUACUCGAGCCUCCUAAUGAGCGGUCUGUCAUUAUGGUCAGUUGAACACCAGACUCAUCUUUGAUGUAAGCUCGACUGUUGACCGGGUAAUAGUUCCCUGCAACAGGUUCUGUAUCUAAUGAAAAAGAUAUGGGAAAAUGUUAGCUGUGGUGAUGGGUUAACUGUCAACCCCUAAGCCAGAGGAAUGGCCUGGAACGAAGAGGCUUGGUUAACCAAACCUUAACUUUUCCUUAACCUAAAAUCUAACCUCAAGAGGAACGAUGUUGCCUCAUCCUAACUUGAACCUAACUAACCACAUUAUAUACCAAGAUCUACUCACUUUGAUAUGUCCAUGUCGGUCGAUAAUUUCGUUUCCUUAUCUGCAUUUCUCGUCCAUUGGCAUCUGUGUAGAAAACACCAUUCGUCUUCAAACUUGUAUCAAACCUCGAAAUCACUUCUUUUCCAACACGAGGGGACGGAGCUUUUUUAAUUGGUCCAACAGUAUAUUCAAAUUCAGCGUACGGUUUGUUUGAAUAUAAUCUAACAGUCUGACUCACCCAAGGCGUAAAAACUUGAUGCACUUCUUGUAAAUCCUUGCUUUGAAAAAUGCUUAUCUUUGCCUUGUUCCCAAGACUCACGUCGCUCGGUUUAUUUAAUUUUGGGUCAAAUAUAUAAGCCCCCGAACCAUUAGCCUCGUACCAGUAAAAUUGCUGGUCAAUUGAUAGCGUUAUUUUGGAUUUCAAAUUUUCGACUUCAACCAGACGCCCAGUGUCAGUAGAAAAUGUCAAUCGCAGAUACUGAUUCUCGAUAGAAUAAUUACUGUUUGGAGAAAGCUCUAGUUUGUUAAAUCCUGACCUCUUGUGAACAUUGUGACCGAAAACAUCAACAUCGUCGCGUUUCCUUUGUUUAAGGACAGGUGUUUUAUAGCCUGACAUUUUAGGAAAAUUAGGACCAAAUUUUACUUCAUACAUAGCUAGACCAAGAGGAGGAAGAUCGCUAGCUGGGAAGACCAGCUCAUAUGGGGCGUUUCCACGCUUACCACGGACAUAUUUGGUGACAUUGGUCACUGGUAGCACAGUAUACGAAACCUGUGUACCAUUUGGUCCAAGUACUCUGACCGACAGACUUGACACUGGGAUUCGGAUGUUGGUAUCGAUAUUUCGAGCAAUGGGGUUGUAUACGGUGAUAGUAAAUGAUUCAGUGACCUCUGAAGCAGGGCAUAUACUGAUAUUGAGGUGGUCACAGAAUGUAUAUUGGAUAUUAGCGUCGACAUGUUGUCGUUGACUGACUUUGUUCAGAGCGGAGUUGAUCACCAUCUGAAAUAUGGCAUACAAAAUAUUGUUGAAAAUCUAAGCAUUCU
Messenger RNA from Paramuricea clavata, 7537 nucleotides. Lineage: Eukaryota; Metazoa; Cnidaria; Anthozoa; Malacalcyonacea; Plexauridae. The record is from the annotation of a GenBank genome assembly.